Molecule: messenger RNA, 2460 nt
Organism: Carassius auratus (goldfish)
Lineage: Eukaryota; Metazoa; Chordata; Actinopteri; Cypriniformes; Cyprinidae
Product: low-density lipoprotein receptor-related protein 1B-like
Exons: 11
Coding region: 102-1385 (427 amino acids)
Source: RefSeq, a predicted model, not a curated record
AGUUGCCUGCCGAGAAGCUCAGUCUGGGUGUGCAGAGAGCAUCCAGCAUAUUGCUCUUCCAUCGGUACAAACAACAGGAGGUAUCCAACCCAUGUGCAAAGAUGAACUGCGCUUUCCUUUGCCUCCUGAACCCCAUUGGGGCCAGAUGUGUGUGUCCUGAGGGGAAAAUUCUGCUGAACAGGACCUGCACGGACACCAACAUCUCAGGAGAGCUGUGUCACCCGGCCUGUGAGAAUGGAGGUCGGUGUAUCACCAAUGAACGAGGGGAAUCACGCUGCUUCUGCUGGCCAAAUUACUCUGGGGAACGAUGUGAGAUCAGCCAGUGUAAGGACUACUGCCUCAACGGAGGCACUUGCACAGGAUCUCCACUAGGAAAGCCCACGUGUCGCUGCGCUCUGGGUUUCACUGGUCCUCUGUGUGAGAAGCGUGUUUGUGACAGUUACUGUCUGAACGGAGGCACAUGUGACAUGACCCUGGGGAACCAACCUGUGUGCCACUGUCUGGCAGAGUACACCGGGGAACGCUGUCUAAACCAUAUUUGUCACCAUUAUUGCGUGAACUCCAAAGGCUGCACACUGUCUGGCUCUGGACAAGUGGAGUGUGUGUGUCCCACCCGCUACGAGGGGCCGAAAUGUGAGAUGGACCGGUGUCUUCGCUGCCGAGGGGCCCCAUGUAUCAUAGAUGAAGAGACUGGAGACGUCGCCUGCAACUGUACGAAUGGCAGAAUCGCAGCCAGCUGUCAGUUGUGUGACGGAAACUGUUAUAACGGUGGGACCUGCCACCUCGACUCCGAGACGGGCCUGCCGUUCUGUCAGUGCUCUGCAAACUGGUCAGGAACACAGUGCGAAAGACCCACAACCAAGACCAACCGCUCCGAAAACUUCAGUGGGAGAAGUAUUGCCAUAAUAGUGCCUCUAGUUCUUCUUGUAUGCAUUAUUGCCGCUGUUGCAGUGGGACUCCUUAUUUGCAAAAGAUGUCGAAGAGGUAAGCAGGUUCAACGGCAGCCCAUGGCAAAUGGUGGCUUGAACGUGGAGAUCGGGAAUCCAUCCUAUAACAUGUACGAAGUGGACCACGACAAUCACGUAGAUGUGGGAAGCUUUCUUCACCCCAGCUUCACCCUUGAUCCUCAUAAGGGCUGGUGUGUGAAGUCAAGCGACUCGCGCAAUUUACCCCCUGUGCGCCCAAUGACUGCACACACUUUACCCAUCCAGAACGUUCCAAAGGAACUCAUUCCAGGACAGGCCAUGAACUAUUCAAACCCCAUCUAUUCAAAGAUGACUUACCAUGACAGACAGCACUGUCGAAAACCAGUCAUCAACCUCGACAUGAGACGCAAUUUACUCCCAAAGAGACUGGAAACUACAAUUCGAGAAACGGCAGCAUAACAUAACUUAUCCACGACCUGCUUUUUUUUUUUUUUUUUUUUUUUUUAAAGAUCUGAAUAAAAUUAUAAAAUAAAAAAAACAUUUUUAUGUCCAGUUAGGUUAAAUCGUCUCUUUUUGCAUCCCACAUAUAUGUGCCGGUUUUGGUUUUAGUUUAUUUUUGUUGCAACCAAAAAAUUUUUUUUAUAAAUUACAAACACAGUGUUUUUCUUUGCUUUGCGACUUUGUUAAUGCACUACACUAAUAUGAAAAAAUGAAACAGACAAAGCUGCUCAAUCUUAAAAGGCUUUAUAUACAUUUAAAGAUAAUUUUAUAUAGUUGUUUAUUUACCUACACACUAUGUAUAUGUUUUCCUGUUGGUAAAAUGAUCGCCAAUGCCUAGAUAUUCCCAAGUUGCCUCUUACAUUUAGCAGUAUUAGAAAAAAAGAGACACUUAUUUAAUUAAUUGAUCAUAUGCUCAUCACAGAUUUUAUUUUUGAUAUCUCUCAUUAAUGUUUAUUGCAUAUGUUUAAGUUGACCAGUGUUUCCAGGUGUUUCAAUUAUGCAGCCAAAACCGAAAGUAAAACCAAUCCACAAUGGUUUUUGCAACUGUACAACUUGAAAACAUGUUAUUUAAUUUUCAUAUCGCAAAUGUCCUUAAGCACUUAAAAGGACUGAGAAUGGAUUUUGUCACAUAGACUCACUUUCAUUCACUGGUUGUGAAAUAACAUGCGCGGGACUCUUGUAAUGUCCUGUUUGAAGAAAAAAACACAUUCUCUGUGCAAAUGUACACAAGAAGAAGUUUUAUAAUUUUAUAGUUGAUUUGUACGUCCAGUUUGCUUGUAUUUUCUGGAAAUAUAUUAAAUGUAGAACUUUUAUAAAAAACUAUGUACACAAUAUAUUGGUCCUUCUUCACCUUGGGUUGAAGUGUUUUAUAAUUAUAAGAUAAACUAGCUUGAUAUUGCACUGUGCAAUCGUACAGGUUGCUGUUGUAUAGGGGGAAAUGAAGGACAUUUAUUGGUUUAAUACAUAUAGCUACACCUAAUGUGAUUUUGGACCAGGAACUAUGAAAUAAAGUGGGUUUUCUUGCCAUUUUCAA